Molecule: messenger RNA, 1224 nt
Organism: Juglans microcarpa x Juglans regia
Lineage: Eukaryota; Viridiplantae; Streptophyta; Magnoliopsida; Fagales; Juglandaceae
Product: septum-promoting GTP-binding protein 1
Exons: 6
Coding region: 41-979 (312 amino acids)
Molecular function (GO): GTP binding; GTPase activity
Source: RefSeq, a predicted model, not a curated record
UACUAAUAAUACCCACAGGCUCUGAUGAGAUCUUCGGCUCAUGCGAGGGAGAGAGGCAUUAGAAAGCUUUACUUACGCUUUCCCAUUUUUCUCUCAUGGCCAAAAUAGAAGGAAGAGAUCAGACUCACCGCCACAUUUAUUAAUAAAGAUGUCUCAACUUUGUCGUAAAGUUGUUCAGCUCGGCCUUAGGAGGAGACUUCGACGUCGCAUGUUGAUCCUCCGGGGAUGGUUCCGGCGACAUUGUGACCGACUUCUCAUGUGUUCCCUUGGGAAACGAAUCCGGUACCGCAUGUUACCAAGGGCCCCGGCUGUGACGUCUCCCUCUCUAGGGGAUACCCCGGUGGUCGUCGACUUUACGCCGGCGGAGCACGUAACGCCGGCGUGCCAUAACCACGACGUGGACACCUCGGAUUUGGUUGCCUUGAAGAUCAGUCUUUUGGGUGAUAGCCAAAGUGGAAAGACUAGUUUUCUGGCGAAGUAUGCAGGGAAGGAGGAAGAACAAGCAGCACUGGAGAAGAAAGAACUAAAUUUAAUGGACAAAACAUUAUUGGUUGGAGGUGCACGAAUUUCCUAUUGUAUUUGGGAAGUAGGAGGUGGUAAGAAGUCUAGAGUUCACAUUCCUGCUGCUUGUAAGGACUCUGUGGCAAUUUUGUUCAUGUUUGAUCUAACAAGUCGGUGUACACUAAAUGGUGUCGUAAGGUGGCAUCAAGAAGCAAGGAAAUGGAAUCAAACGGCAAUUCCUGUUUUAGUUGGAACAAAGUUUGAUGAGUUCAUUCAGCUCCCCAUAGAUUUGCAAUGGACAAUUGCAAGUGAGGCAAGAGCAUUAGCAAAAGCCCUUAAUGCCACCCUGUUUUUCUCAAGUGCAACCUACAACAUCAAUGUCAAUAAGAUCUUCAAAUUCGUCACUGCAAAGCUCUUUGACCUGCCAUGGACUGUGGAGCGGAAUCUGACCAUGGGAGAACCCAUUAUUGAUUUUUAGAGGACUGAUACGUAGAUAGCAGAAGUCUUCUAAAUCCACAGAAAGUGACCGACGUUGAGAAAGUUCCCGGAGCUGUGAAUCUAGUCCUGGUUGCUUUCUUUGCAUGCCAUGGAGAAAUGCAGAGGAGGGGCCAUCAGCCCUCAUCUCCAACCAUGAAUAACAUGUGUUGUGUUCAAGUUCAGCAAAUUAGAAAGACUUGAAAGUAGAAAGAAGAAAUAGCAAACAUUUUGCCUUUUGUUUUCCAA